Messenger RNA from Dipodomys spectabilis (banner-tailed kangaroo rat), 1758 nucleotides. It is a transcript of the gene Oxnad1, whose product is annotated as oxidoreductase NAD binding domain containing 1. Bases 394 to 1332 code for a protein of 312 amino acids. Gene Ontology annotation, cellular component: mitochondrion. The record is from RefSeq and is a predicted model, not a curated record. The transcript has 9 exons. NCBI's taxonomy places the organism in Eukaryota, Metazoa, Chordata, Mammalia, Rodentia, Heteromyidae. Gene Ontology annotation, molecular function: oxidoreductase activity.
CCGCCGAAGCUUCCUUGCGCGGUGACGGAAUUUGGCCGGCGUCCCUAACCGUGGUGUCUCCGGCGGCCUGAUGGCUGCGCCAGGCAGCUGACCUUAGGGAGCCCAGAACCCGCGUUCGCCGGCCUCAGAGCGGGAGGGCGCCGCUUUUGCCCGUGGCGGGCGGCGACCGGAACGACCGUGCUGCUGCCUCUGCAGCCUUCCCUGUGCCGGAGGAGCUUCGCCUCGAGCUCAGGACGCGGUUCCUGGCUGCAGGAACUUUAUGAGAAUUUCAGUAUAUGAAAAAUGCUUCAUUUCCUAAGUGGAAUAUAUCCAGAGGUCUCAGCAUAAUACCAGGACCUACAUAUUUUCUGCCUGCUCCUUAGCCUUACACUUAAUGACUUCUAAGGAAGCACCAUGGCCUGUGCUGCCAUGUUGAUUCCCAGGUUAUUGCGAGGCUCUGUUGGUGCCAUUUGCACUCAGUCUGCUUUGUGGAAGUUGACAUCCAGCACUUUGCGUCACCUUGCUCAAACCAGCGUAAUGAAAUCCAAAAGGAAAACUGAUCACUUGGAGAGAACUGCGAGUGUCAUUCGGCAGGAGGUCGUAGCUGCAGCUAAAGUGUGUGGAGCUGCCAAUGAGUCACCAUCAGUGAAGAGCCUGCACUUGCUUGUUGCUGAUCAAGAUUUUUCCUUUAAAGCUGGUCAGUGGAUUGAUUUCUUCAUCCCAGGAGUAUCGGUGGUUGGUGGGUUUUCAAUAUGCUCUAGUCCCAGACUGCUAGAACAAGAGAGAAUGAUAGAAUUGGCAGUGAAAUAUGCAAACCACCCUCCUGCUCUCUGGAUUCACAAUAAGUGUACACUUGACUCUGAAGUGGAGGUGAGAGUGGGUGGAGAUUUCUUUUUUGACCCUCAACCAGAAGAUGCCCCUAGAAACCUCGUGUUGAUUGCAGGAGGGGUUGGAAUUAACCCUUUGCUUUCCAUCCUGAGGCACGCAGCAGACCUCCAUCGAGAAUGGGCAAAAAAAGGAUGUGGCUAUGAGAUAGGAACAGUCAAACUGUUCUACAGUGCAAAAAAUACCAGCGAACUUCUUUUUAAGAAAAAUAUCCUUGAUUUAGUAAAUGAAUUUCCUGAGAAGAUUGCGUGCAGUUUGCAUGUUACAAAACAGACUACACAAAUCGGUGCGGACCUUAAGCCAUACAUCACGGAAGGAAGAAUAACAGAGAAGGAGAUAAGAGAUCAUAUUUCAGAAGAGACUUUGUUCUAUAUUUGUGGCCCACCUCCAAUGACAGACUUUUUCUCCAAGCAACUAGAAAACAACCAUGUUCCCAAAGAACACAUUUGCUUUGAGAAGUGGUGGUAGCAGCAGGCCAAGCAACAAAACGGGAAGACUGACAGCCAUUUGGGAGAGUAAGAGAUACUAUUUAAUAGCAUCUACCUCUACUUGAGCUGUCUUUAGGACUGAAGUGACUACUGGUGAAUAAAAGAAAAGCUACCUAGCACCACACUUAAAUGUAAACUUUUGGGGAAGAAUUUAUUGAUCGAACUAUUUUUUUUACCAUAUUGAUUUUCUUCUAAUUUCCUGUUUAAUUAUCUCAGGAUACACUCUGAGUUGGGUAUUACAGUGUUUUUUUUUUCCUUUUGCCCUUAGAGGAAAAUGAAAUGUGUAUAUUUAAUCAUGGGAAAUAAUAAGUUUUUGUGGGAAGUGUUUAAAUUAUUUGGCAGCCGUUUAUAUACCUUAUGUUCAUUGAACUUAUCAUUUAAAUAUAUUCUUUAUUUUUAAAAUUCA